Molecule: messenger RNA, 3034 nt
Organism: Chlorocebus sabaeus (green monkey)
Lineage: Eukaryota; Metazoa; Chordata; Mammalia; Primates; Cercopithecidae
Source: RefSeq, a predicted model, not a curated record
GUUAGCCAGGAUGGUCUCGAUCUCCUGACCUCGUGAUCUGCCUGCCUUGGCCUCCCAAAGUGCUGGGAUUACAGGCGUGAGCCACCGUGACCAGCCGCAGAGACACCCUUUUUGGAGACUUUAUUGAGUUCUGACCCUACCUUGGAGUCUUGCCUCACAGAACUGAUGAAAAGAGAUCAAAGUUUUGGCUAAUGAAUCCUAGUAAGUUUCUAGAGCUAGUGCUCACAAUUUCCUGAAACCCAAAAGCAAAUAAAUGGGAAAAAUAAAGUAUGUAUUUUAAAGUCUUAGUUUUUAACUGUUGUAUUAAAACCAGUGCUUGCAGAGACACUCAAAUUAGCAACUUGUUUUCUAUUCCUGAAGAUCCAGUAGUUGUUCCAUAAGUCACAAAAAAGUAAAUAUGAAUAGAAUAAAAUUUUCUCUAUACUACAUUAAACUCUUCCUUCUAUAUCUCUUUCAUCUGUCUAUAUUUGGCUUUUAUUCUACACAAUUUAAAAAAAAAAUUUGAUGACCGAGAAAUAGAAGAAGAAAUAAAAACGCUGGAACCUUUAUCUAAAUCCUGGAAAUUAUGAAACCCUUAGUACUAGCUCCCAGGGUGUUAUGAGAAUUAAAUCACAUAAUGUGUUAUGCCCAGCACAGUGCUCUGUAUCAUACCCUUGAGCACAUAGUGCCUGUUUAAUAAAUAUUGCAUUAGUACAUGUGUACACAUGUUGCUUUUUAAAUACAGAUUUGUUCAGACAUUGCUGCCUUCUGUUUUGUCUGUAAACUUUAAAUAGCCAGCAAAGAAUAUAAAACUUUAGGAUGGAGAGGGGUUGUCCUUAUUUGUACCAGAAGUAUUUGGUUGUGACAAGGGGGCUAAAGUGAGGCCAAAAUUACCAAGUGAUUUAUAAACUCGUUAAAACCUGAGAAGCAAUGCUUAGCUUAGUGGUUAUCAACCCAGGCUUCUCCUUAGGAUCACAUGGUCAAUUUGCAGAAACUUCUUGUGCCCUCCCCACAGCUUCUGUUUAUUGUUGUGGGUGGAAGCAUCCAUGUUGUUUUAAUGAAGGGCCUCAUAUGGGCCAGAAUCAGGUAUGAGGGUUUCAAAAUACAUUCAUGAGAGUUAAGUUCCACCUUUGUACUAUAGGGUGGUCACAGGGCCUGUUCUGUUUGGGUUUGAUAGGGACAGGUCAGUGUGGCACAUAUUUGCAUUACUGUAACAGAAAUUACUGGUGUCUGUGGCAGGGGAGGGCACCUGAGGACAGGAAAGGAGAAACAUGUUUUUAUCUUCAUGGAGCAGCUCAUGGUGCCUGAAUCUCUUCUGUUUUAAAGGACAGAAAUGGGUUGACUUUUUCUUUUUCUGCCAGUUGAUGUCAUCCUAGCAGGUAAACAUGUAAUACUGACACCUUUAAAGGCAUAUUGUUAAGAUGCAGGUGUAAUUUAUCCAGAGAGUCUCAUCUGAGAAUGAAUUCCAGAGGAGGAAGAAAAAAAAGGCUUUUCUUCAGGGACCGUUACAAUUUAGAGAUGUGGCCAUAGAAUUCUCUCUGGAGGAGUGGCAUUGCCUGGACACUGCACAGCGGAAUUUAUAUAGGGAUGUGAUGUUAGAGAACUACAGAAACCUGGUCUUCCUUGGUAUUGUUGUCUCUAAACCAGACCUGAUCACCUGUCUGGAGCAAGGAAAAAAACCUUUAACUAUGAAGAGACAUGAGAUGAUUGCCAAACCCCCAGACGUUUGGUCAGAGCAGAGCAUAAAAGAUUCUUUCCAAAAAGUGAUACUAAGAAGAUAUGAAAAAUGUGGACAUGACAAUUUACAGUUAAAAAAAGGCUGUGAAAGUGUAGAUGAGUGUCCGGUACACAAAAGAGGUUAUAAUGGACUUAAACAAUGUUUGACAACUACCCAGAGAAAAAUAUUUCAUUGUGAUGAAUAUGUGAAAUUCUUGCCUAAAUUUUCAAAUUCAAACAGACAUAAGAUAAGGAUAAGAGAUACUGGAAAAAAACCUUUUAAAUGUAUAGAAUAUGGGAAAGCUUUUAACCAGUCUUCAACCCGUACUACAUAUAAGAAAAUUGAUACUGGAGAGAAACGCUACAAAUGUGAAGAAUGUGGUAAAGCCUAUAAGCAGUCCUCGCACCUUACUACACAUAAGAAAAUUCAUACUGGAGAGAAACCCUACAAAUGUGAAGAAUGUGGCAAAGCCUAUAAGCAGUCCUGUAACCUUACUACACAUAAGAUAAUUCAUACUGGAGAAAAACCCUACAGAUGUAGAGAAUGUGGCAAAGCUUUUAACCACCCCGCAACCCUUUUUUCACAUAAGAAAAUUCAUACUGGAGAGAAACCAUACAAGUGUGAUAAAUGUGGCAAAGCCUUUAUUUCAUCCUCAACCCUUACUAAACAUGAGAUAAUUCAUACUGGGGAGAAACCCUACAAAUGUGAGGAAUGUGGCAAAGCUUUUAACCGUUCCUCAAACCUUACUAAACAUAAGAGAAUUCAUACUGGAGAUGUACCCUACAAAUGUGAUGAAUGUGGCAAAACCUUUACUUGGUACUCAAGCCUCUAUAAACAUAAGAGAGCUCAUACUGGAGAGAAACCCUACAAGUGUGAAGAAUGUGGCAAAGCCUUUACUGCAUUCUCAACUCUAACUGAACAUAAGAUAAUUCAUACUGGAGAGAAACCUUACAAAUGUGAAGAAUGUGGCAAAGCUUUUAACUGGUCCUCAGCCCUUAAUAAACAUAAGAAAAUUCAUAUUAGACAGAAACCCUACAUAGCAAAGAAUGUGGAAUAUUAGGAAUAUAAGGGUUGAAUGUUCCUCAACCCGUAAUAAGCAUAAGAUUAUUCAUACUGGAGAGAAACCCGAUGAAUGUGGGAAAGCCUUUAACCAGCCCUCGACUCUAUGAGAAUUUAUAUGGAACAUAAACCUUACAAAUAUAAAGAAUGUGACAAAGCUUUUUAUUACAUAUAAUUUAUACUGGACAGAAACCCUACAAGUUUGAGUUUCACUCUUGUCACCCAGGCUGGAGUGCAAUGGCACGAUCUCGGCUCAUGGCAACUUCUGCCUCCUGGGUU